Setaria italica (foxtail millet) is the source of this 1670-nucleotide messenger RNA. RefSeq names its product probable glucuronosyltransferase Os10g0205300. Gene Ontology annotation, cellular component: Golgi membrane. Gene Ontology annotation, molecular function: galactosylgalactosylxylosylprotein 3-beta-glucuronosyltransferase activity; xylosyltransferase activity. The record is from RefSeq and is a predicted model, not a curated record. Gene Ontology annotation, biological process: glucuronoxylan biosynthetic process; plant-type secondary cell wall biogenesis. Bases 337 to 1293 code for a protein of 318 amino acids. NCBI's taxonomy places the organism in Eukaryota, Viridiplantae, Streptophyta, Magnoliopsida, Poales, Poaceae. The transcript has 3 exons.
GCGUGGACCAUCGUUUAGAAUACAAGACGGGUAUCAAUCAAAUUUUAUGCAUCUCCCGACGCGCUGCUCAAGCUCGACAAGCUCAGCUCAUGGUACGCCAAACCACCCCUCAACGUGACCGAUCACCCGGUGGAUAACGGGGCUAUCGGGGGUUCGGGCCACGGGCCAGCGUGUUUCCCUGCGAAAUGGUCCGCAUGGAACGCGCGUCCCGCCCCCACGCGCCCCGUCCACCCAAGUCCACGUCACCACGCCACGGCGCCACGCCACCGCGCAUACGCCCGCGACCGAGUCGGUCUGCGCGGCGAGUCCUUCCCCGUCCCCCAAAAGCCGGAAGCCAUGGCCCCCCGCCGCCUGCUAGUGCCAGAAAACCACACGCAUAGGCAGGCGCACGCGCGCGGCAGCAGCAGCACAAAGCCUAUGGCGGCAGCGGCGCUGCCGUUCUCCCCGCGGCGGCCCUUCUCGUCGCCGUGCUUCCUCCUCUGCUUCCUCCUCGGCUUCGUCGCCGGCCUCCUCCCCUUCGCGCACCACCACCUCCACCACCUGGACCUCCGCCACCUCCCGCUCCCGAACGACCCCCACCCUUCCUCGCCACCGGCCCUAGUCCGUGUCCCACCGGCGGCGGCGGAGACAGACCGGGAGCCGCCGACCUUGAUCGUCGUGACGCCGACCCGCGCGCGCCCGCUACAGGCGUACCACCUGCACCGCCUCGCGCACACGCUCCGCCUCGUCCCGCAGCCGCUGCUCUGGCUCGUCGUCGAGCGCGGCGCCGCCACGCGCGAGACCGCCGCGCUGCUCCGCGGCUGCGGGGUCAUGUACCGCCACCUCGCCUCCCCCCGCUGCGACGACGACGCGCCCGACGCUGCUCGCCGGUGGCGGCCCGGGCGCCCGGCGGCGGAGCCCCGCGGCGGCCUGCGCCAGAGGAACGCCGCGCUCGACCACAUCGAGCAGCACCGCAUCCACGGACUCGUCUACUUCGCCGACGAGGACAACGUCUACUCCCUUGACCUCUUCCAACAGCUUCGAAGCAUAAGGAGUUUUGGCACCUGGCCGGUCGCAAUGCUGGGCGUGGGGAAGAGCAAGACGCAACUGGAAGGGCCGGUCUGUGACGAUAGCAGAGUGGUUGGAUGGCACACGAACGAGAGGAACAGCAGGUCGCGAAGGUUCCAUGUGAAUUCGUCGGGCUUUGCUUUCAAUAGUAGCAUGCUCUGGGAUGCCGACAAGAGGGCGCACCAGGCGUGGAACUACAUCCGGCUGCUGGACACGGUCAGGGAGGGCUUUCAGCAACAAAAGUAGGGCAAGUUAAACAGGAAGGCAAAGCAGGACAAGAGUGUUUCUCCAACUCAAUAACACGAGAUUUAGCAUUAUUCAAUUCAGAUUUCAAGGUUGGACAAGAAGCACAAGCGCCAAGUGAAGCCGAACCAGAGUGAAGUUUUUCUAACUCAAUCUUAGCAUUUUCAAAUUUGUCAACAAUGAAGGCAUGCUUAGAUUGCAAUUCAGAAAGUGAAACCAUAUGCACAGAGCAGUCUUCACAUUCUACUUCAGCAGGAGUAGCAUCUUUUAAGUCUUUUAAUUCAGAGAUGACUCUAUCAUACUCAGCCUUAAGUUUUGCUAAAAUCUUGUUUUGUUUAUCAAUAAUUUUUGUCAAUUCGUUAAUUUCUUCUUCUGCUGAA